Messenger RNA from Prosopis cineraria, 1929 nucleotides. Its product is annotated as low-temperature-induced cysteine proteinase-like. The transcript is spliced from 5 exons. Bases 34 to 1536 code for a protein of 500 amino acids. Gene Ontology annotation, molecular function: cysteine-type endopeptidase activity. Lineage: Eukaryota; Viridiplantae; Streptophyta; Magnoliopsida; Fabales; Fabaceae. Gene Ontology annotation, cellular component: lysosome. The record is from RefSeq and is a predicted model, not a curated record.
UCACCAACAUUUGCUUGCAACCGAGCAGAGAAAAUGAGUUCACAGAAACUUCAAUUCUUUCUUCUUUUCUUCAUCUGGGCUUCGUUGCUGGCUUGUCUCUCUCACGAUGUCCCUGGCAAGUACUCCAUAUUAGGCUAUGAACUUGACAAGUAUCCUUCGGAGGAACGAGUGGUCGUCGAGCUGUUCCAACGUUGGAAGAAGGAGCAUGGAAGGUUUUACAGACACCCAGAAGAAGCAGCCAUGAGGUUGGGGAACUUCAAGAGGAAUUUGAGGUAUGUCGUAGAGCAGAACGCAAUGAGGACUUCUCCCAAUGCACACCGUUUGGGACUGAACAGGUUUGCUGAUAUGAGCAAUGAAGAGUUCAGGAGAACAUAUUUUCCAGUGAUGAAGAGGCCAAUUAAGAGAAGUAACAGCGUCACGAAUGGAGGCUUCCAUUUAAAGGACAAUUCUUGUGAAGAUGCGCCUUCUUCAUUAGAUUGGAGGAAGAAGGGGGUUGUUACUGGUGUUAAGGACCAACAAGAUUGUGGAAGUUGCUGGGCAUUCUCUUCCACGGGAGCCAUGGAAGGAAUAAAUGCACUAGUCACAGGGAAACUCACUAGUCUCUCAGAACAAGAGCUCGUGGAUUGUGAUACAACUAAUGAUGGAUGUGAGGGAGGCGACAUGGAUUAUGCUUUUGAAUGGGUUAUAAACAAUGGUGGGAUUGACACAGAAACUAAUUAUCCAUAUACUGGAAAAGAUGGAACCUGCAACAUAACUAAGGAGAGGAUAAAAGUGGUUAGCGUUGAUGGAUACCAAGACGUGGCACAAACAGAGACUGCUGUUUUGUGUGCAGUAGCGAAGCAGCCUAUCAGUGCGGGUAUGGAUGGCUCUGCAAUGGAUUUCCAACUCUAUACUGGCGGGAUUUAUGAUGGAAAAUGCUCAAGCAAUCCAGAUGAUAUUGAUCACGCCGUUCUGAUUGUGGGAUAUGGUUCAGAGGACGGUGACGAUUACUGGAUUGUCAAGAAUUCCUGGGGAACAGACUGGGGACUGGACGGUUAUUUCUUACUUAAAAGGAACGGUGAUGAGAAAUAUGGGAAAUGUGCAAUCGAUUACAUGGCUUCAUAUCCAACAAAAGAGUCUUCUGCACCAUCCCCAUCUAGUCCUCCUCCACCAGUAACGCCGCCGCCGCCUCCUCCUCCUCCCUCGCCUUCACCAAGUGAAUGCGGAGACUUCUCCUAUUGUGCUGCAGAUCAGACAUGUUGUUGCACUUUUGAGUUGCUCGAUUUUUGCCUGAUCUAUGGUUGCUGUGAUUAUGAGAAUGCUGUUUGCUGCAGCGGAACAGAUUAUUGCUGUCCCAGUGACUACCCUGUUUGUGACGUUGAAGAUGGACUCUGCCUCCAACAGAACUCAGGAGAUGUGAUGGGAGUGGCAGCGAAGAAGAAGAAGAUAGCAAAGCACAAGUUUCCAUGGAGUAAGAUUGAAGGAGAAGCAGGGCAGAGAAAGACAUACAGUCCCUUGGAGUUGAAGAGGAACCCAUUUUCAGCAGCAAUGCGUUGAACAUGAAGACUGACUCUGAGUUGUGGAGUGAUUGCAUGUUAGUAGUAAUUUUCCUUUUCCUGUAGAAGCAGAGGCAGAAGAAUCACUUCGCUGCUUCUUCCAUCUUGGCGUUAAAGGGCGCAGAGCAGGUAGUGUGAACCAAAUCAUGAACACGUUGAAGGUGACAAGACGAGGUUUUUGUGUUGUCUGCAGAUGAUGUAUCAUCCACACCGUAAUACUGUGCCCCAUUUAUACUGGAAUGUUGGUUUUACUUUGUUGUUGAAAUUAUUAGGUGUCCUAUAUUAUUCUCAAUCCUUGGGUUCAGGGGCGGAGCUUGUAUGAGUUUCACUACUUUUUAUUUUUUGUACUCUUAUUAUAUUGAUAUUGAUGAGAUUGAUAGAAAUGAUUUUUAAA